Messenger RNA from Talaromyces amestolkiae, 2268 nucleotides. RefSeq lists its product as uncharacterized. The transcript has 4 exons. Lineage: Eukaryota; Fungi; Ascomycota; Eurotiomycetes; Eurotiales; Trichocomaceae. Gene Ontology annotation, cellular component: membrane. Gene Ontology annotation, molecular function: sulfate transmembrane transporter activity. The coding region runs from base 1 to 2268 and encodes 755 amino acids. Gene Ontology annotation, biological process: transmembrane transport. The record is from RefSeq and is a predicted model, not a curated record.
AUGUCGAACGGCCAACCGCCACAACGAGAGGACUCAUCGUCCCUCCGAGAACGAAUCGUCGAUAUUCUUAGUCCUGGCUCGCCCUCAAGGAGACCUUCGACGGAUCACAACCAUGGACCUAGCCACGGUACUUCCGAAGAUCACGAUCAUGAUGGACUCAAUGAAACAAGUCGCUUGCUAGAAGAUUACGACCGAAGACACUCCGUGUGUGGACUGCCAGACUGCAACCAUGGCACAUUCUCCCCGAAACCUGAACAACAGGAGCCGAGCUCUCUUGCAGGCAGUUACUUGUGGGGGACAAGAACUCCUCGAUUCAUACCGUCUGGAUUACAAACACCGGCUACCGAUGGUACCUCUGUCACGAACAGGCUAGUUGCAGAGAUGGGCUUGAAGAAUAGUAGGAGAAUGUACCUCUCUUACUACAUUCCCUUUGUCAACUGGAUUACCCAAUACCGAUGGGAGUUUCUCCGGGGCGAUCUAGUAGCCGCAUUGACCAUAUCCUCCGUUUAUAUCCCCAUGGCACUAUCCCUAUCCUCGAAUCUUGCUCAUGCGCCUCCAAUUAACGGCCUAUACUCCUUUAUCGUUCAACCGCUCCUUUACGCUAUACUUGGAAGUAGUCCACAGUUGAUUGUCGGACCGGAGGCAGCAGGGUCGCUUCUUGUGGGAACCGUCGUCAAAGCAACUGUUGAAUCUGGUCAUUCACACGAAGGAGAUGCCCUGAUGCACGCCCAGAUAGUCGGUUUAGUGACGUGUCUGUCAGGAGCGUUUAUUUUGAUUGCUGGAAUAUCUCGUCUUGGUUUCUUGGAUAAUGUGCUCAGCCGGCCUUUCUUGCGAGGCUUCAUCACUGCCAUUGGAUUCGUCAUUAUGGUAGAUCAGCUUAUUCCAGAGAUGGGGCUGAUGGAAAGGGCUCGCGGCGUAAAUCAUGCAAGCACUGUAGAAAAGUUGAUUUUCAUCAUCGAUCACGGGAAAUAUGCUCAUAAACUCACGACAAUUGUGGCGUUUUCAAGCUUUGCUAUCAUUAUGGUCUUCAGAACCUUGAAGCAAAAACUUUCAAAACGUCUUCCACAAGUUGUGUACUUUCCAGAUCGUCUCAUAGUGGUUAUCCUUUCAGCCGUACUCACUUGGUACUUUGAAUGGGACAAAAAAGGCCUCGAGGUCCUUGGCAACGUCAAGCCCGACGAAUCCGGUGGAUCCGGGCUUUUCCAGUUUCAUUGGCCGUUUCGUCCCAGUCAGAUGGUUCACAUUCGUUCUUCUCUGAGUACUUCUUUUAUGAUUGCCCUGCUUGGCUUUUUUGAAUCUUCGGUUGCUGCCAAGGGACUCGGAGAUGGUGAUCGUGACGGGAUUAAAGGUGCUCCGGUAUCAGCAAACCGCGAAAUGGUAGCAUUGGGCAUGGCUAAUGUUACUGGCGGCUUGUUCACGGCUCUCCCAGCCUUUGGUGGGUAUGGACGGAGUAAAUUUAAUUCGUCUGCUGGAGGACGAACUCAAAUGAGCGGUAUUUUUCUCAGCCUUAUCACAUUGGGUGUUGUCGUCUUUUUCCUGGACUAUUUGUACUAUUUGCCGAAAGCUGUGCUAUGUGCAAUGAUUUCAGUAGUCGCCUACUCUUUGGUCGAAGAAUGUCCGCAUGACUUGCGGUUCUUCAUUCAAGUUCGAGGCUGGUCAGAACUCGUAUUGAUGAUUUUGAUCUUCUUGUCGACAAUCUUCUAUUCUCUAACGAUGGGUAUCGCCCUGGGCUGUGGCCUAUCCCUCCUGCGUGUCAUUCGACAUGCCACAAAACCACGAAUCCAGAUUCUCGGCAAAGUUUCGGGGACUCCAAAUCAAUUCGAGAAUGCCGAGCUGUAUCCCGAGAAAGUCGAGUUCAUUGAAGGCUGUCUGAUCGUCAAAAUUCCCGAACCCCUCACAUUCGCAAACACCGGAGAUCUCAAAAGUCGUCUUCGUCGCUUAGAGCUCUAUGGAACGAGUCGUGCCCACCCGGCUCUUCCACGAGUCAGACCACCAGGAAGCGACAGAAAUGUUAUUUUUGACGUCCACGGAGUAACCAGCAUCGACGCCUCCGGCACUCAAGUUCUACUAGAGAUUGUAGAAAACUACGUGAACCGCGGAGUACGCGUAUUCUUCUGCCGCUUGCCUUCACUCAACGGCUCCGUCUUCCAACUCUUUGAGCGCAGUGGAAUAGUCGACAAAUGCGGGGGACCAACACAUUUCGUCCCAGGCGUGGAUGAAGCUUUGCGUUUGACUGAAAUUGAGGAUCUGCAAGAAGGUCUUGUAUAA